Molecule: messenger RNA, 981 nt
Organism: Culicoides brevitarsis
Lineage: Eukaryota; Metazoa; Arthropoda; Insecta; Diptera; Ceratopogonidae
Exons: 3
Coding region: 1-981 (326 amino acids)
Biological process (GO): lipid catabolic process
Molecular function (GO): lipase activity
Source: RefSeq, a predicted model, not a curated record
AUGUCCCAAAAUUCUCGUAAAUCGUCUCUAUUGUUCCUAUUUUUGUGUUUAUUGCUCGAAACAUCGCUCGUAGAAUGCCGAAUUGGACGUCGUAGAAUUGCGAGUCGCAUCAAACCUAUUGAAACAGACGACGUCAGUGGAUUAAUUCAUCUUUACAUUGGCGUUGAAAAAGACGGCGAAUACAAAUUGGUGAAAGACAGCGACGAAACCGGUCAUGAAUUAGUCAAUUGUGAUACUGAUGGAAAAAUUGCGAUAAUUGUGCAUGGAUGGCGCGAAAGCUGUUCAACUUUGUGGGUACGAGAAUUGGUACUAAAUUUGCGAAAACAUCGCGGCGGAUGUAUUUUGUGUUUUGACUACAGCGAGUAUCAAAAAGCACUUUCGGAUCGUUAUCGACCUUUGGUGAAUCAUUUCGGCAUGAUAGCCGGUUCUUUCUUGGAUAUGCUGAUCGGACUUGAAGAAGUUGGCUUCGACACGAAAAAUAACGGAUUUAUUUUUGGCUUCAGUUACGGCGCCAGGUUAGCUAUUGAAGCAGCAGGAGCUUUUGGUUUCCAAAAAUUAGAAAGAAUUGACGUUUGCGAUCCUGCUCGUCCCUUCUUCGAAACGGGAUCCGGAAGACGUCGUUUUAAUCUCGUCGAUCCUCGUUACGCCGCCAAACAUGUUCAAUGCAUCCACACGAGCAGCGACAAAGGCACCCAAACGCGAAAUUGUCACAUUGACUGGAUCAUGGGUAAAUGCGGAAAGGAACAAGUUGCUGCCUCAGAUCCGCCCUUUGGUUCGCACGGACUUUGCCCGCAUUUUUACAACAGUGCGUUCGAUAAUAAUUUCUUUGCGAUCGAGAAACCCCUCGAAUGCGUAUCGAAUAGACAGGCGGUGAUGCUGCCCAUCGGAUUUAAAAUGGGAUAUCGGGAAAAUAGAACGGAGCAGGUCAGAGGUGACGUUUACGCACGAACAUCUGAUAAAUAUCCGUAUAAUGUACUCUAA